Porites evermanni is the source of this 2164-nucleotide messenger RNA. Lineage: Eukaryota; Metazoa; Cnidaria; Anthozoa; Scleractinia; Poritidae. The record is from the annotation of a GenBank genome assembly.
AUUACGGCCUCUCAGAAGCAGAGAUUGCCUUCCUUUGCCUCGAUUCUGUCUGGUUUAUCGAUUGCGUUUUACUGCGCCGGAUUUCUGAGAGUAGAAUUGGAGCUGAACGAGCAGAAGAAGAGAAUAAACGUUCUUGAAAACAACGAGGAGACUACGCAGUCAGACGUCCCUAACCUCCUCCAGUUAGCUAAGAAAACUCGUGGUAAGUCUUUUCUAUUCUAGUUUACUAAGAGUAUGAAUAAUUUUCCGCACACAGACUGUUUAUUUUUUCUUUAAAAAUAACUCUGCGAUUCCAGAAAAUUUUGCAUAAAGAUAUCCUGUCCUUGCGUGUUCGUGGCGCAGAAGUAAAGAAAACCGAAGGUGAACAGGUCAUCAUAUGUUUUCUUUGUAGGAAAGAAAUAUUCAAAACAUCGACAGUUGAUCACUUGAUGAUCUUUGUUUCUCAAAAGUAGGUGAACUGCCUUAUUGUGUCAAAUGACAGCUGAAAUUAAAAAUGACGAACAUUUUUUUAAGUUUUAGAAAGCUGCAUCGAUCGAGUAGAUGGCAUCAAAAACUUUCGGACGAGUAAUUGUCAUUUCAAGCUUCUCACCCAGUCUCGGCUCAAUCAGCAAGUUUUCCUAUAAGAAAUAUUAAUAUUUUCUAAUCUGACUCCCUAAAUACUACUAUUCCUUAUUAUUGAUUCUGCAUGCCAUUAAAAACGUGGUGAUUGGGAGUACAGUAUAUACGAUACAAUCCCCAAAUUUGAAUAGACAACACUUUAUUUUCUCGAAGAAGAAAAGCCCUCAUUCCUUUUUGGCGAACAAACAUCAGUUAUGUUUGGAGUUAGUGAACCUUUUUCUUUUUCCCAGAUUGACCUGCCAAUCAUGAGGAGCAUGUACUUUAUUUUCGGAAGAGCAAUUUUUUUAAUUUCCUGUCUGUAGUGGCCUGUGUACAGACCCCCCCGGCUACCCUCAGGAAAAAUCGGAGAAGGGGCCCUUCUCCUAUUUUUCCGGGAGUGGCGUCUGUACACAGGCUAGCGAGUCAAUUUCUCUGGUUUUGAAAGCAGAGAGGCCAAUAAGCGUGAUCAGUCAGGCUGAGGUGAGAUCCUUUCCUAAUCUCCUUCUCCACCAGCUGACCAAGUAUUCCAAAUUAUUUUUACUGCUCUAUUAGACCUAUUACCCCGAGUACCAAACGCCUGUCAUCUCUCUCCUUGGAAAACCUCGCCUGAACAAUGCCAAAAUGAGAUCAGCUGAAUCGCCGGCGAAUGUUACAGCCAUUUUUAUUGUAUAAAGUUCUCGGACUCUCGUUACUACGAACACAUGAAUUUUUUAACUUUAUUAACGACUCCACAAACAAUACAUUAAAUUACAUAUAGCCAUAUAGAAUGCUUUAAUUCACUAUACAGUGCCCUAACUAAACCCAUAACUCUUCUUAUAUUGAUUCUGAAAUGCCAACAUUUAAUGUAACCUUUGAAAGUUUAGACACAAGUGAGUACCUGUAUAACCACCUUUCUAUUUUCACGCCUCUACUGUAAGCUGCGUGUUAAUCAAUUCCCUUCUCUUCUACUUAAUUGUUAAGGCCAAUUUUUCAGUAGCUGCCUUUUAUGUAAGUUCGUUCAGUUUUUGUCACAUUUUUUCUGCGUUUGCGUUUUUUUCCUUGUAUUUAGUUUUGUUUUAAUUCCCACUUGAAGUGACGUCUGGCAUUAGAAAGAACCAGUCGGUUUUAUUUACGCGUUGAGUGGACCUCUGCAUUGAAAGGUAUUUAGUAAGAUUAACUACGCAGAGGGUCCUCUGCUUUGAUCUUUAGCACUGACAUAUUAAAAACGUUCUUUGUAGAAUCUGAAUACUCCAAGCUCCAUAGAAAUAGGCGGGCAGCCGAUGUACUGAAAAACACCACGGGAGCUAAAAUCAAAGUUGACAGGGAAACAAUUCUGAAGAUAAACAAACUGUUGUCCGAGCUGAAACCUCAACUCUGUCAAUCAAAUGGCGAUAGCUGUCUCCCAGGCCCUCCCGGUCCACCUGGACCGAAGGGAGACAGAGGAUCCCGGGGACGAAGAGGACACAGAGGGCUAUCGGGAAAUAAAGGCGACCAAGGCAUUAUGGGAUCUCCUGGAAAGAGUGGCAAACAAGGCAUCAUGGGACCUAUAGGUCCAAACGGUGAUGUUGGACUAAAGGGACAAAGAGGA